AUGACUAGGGGGUCCUUUGUCAAUCGACUCUACCGGAAAAAGCGAGGAUCUUCAACACCCACUCCCGUCAAUACAACUAUUACGUCUACGUCUUCAGUUUACCGCCGGGCUCGAAAACGACGCACUUGCAAAGAUCCAAAUCGAAAACAAGAUCCUCAUUAUGUUAAUACCAUUCAACUUGAGUAUCAACUGCAACCAGAAGAUAUAUCAGGUCACCGACAAGAAGAUUUUACAUUCAAUUUCCGGAUGCAGCCGGUUCCGCGAGCCGAAGCUUCCCAGAACUCCUCAGCAGAGACUUCACGACAGAUGGCUCCUCAUUCUAACAAUACUGCCGUAUAUGCCUCUGGCUCUAUGCAGUGGCCCUGUACUGCUGAUCAGGAUUUUUUAUUGCAGGAUGAAGGGGACCAUUCCCAGCUUACUCCUUCUCCCGCGUCAAACGAUCCUUCUCAAACACUUUCUCUCAUUCCAUCUUAUCCUCAGGCCUCCAUGUUCUUGACCCAUUCUGUUCCAGAUAACGCCCCUUGGGACAAUGCGCCAACCAAUAACGAUAGCUCUCAGUUUAGCCACUAUUGUGGGUUUACCGGGGCAUUUCUUGCAUCCAGCAACUCGCAGGUGUUGUCGCAGGAUGACUACUUGUCACACCAGUACCAGGAACAGUUUCGGGGCCACGUUCAUGCGCCUAUGCGAGAGGAAAACUCUUUCGGGAUUAAUGAUGCGUUCUUCGGGAACACAUUCGGAAUGCCAGCCAGGUCUCCCUCCCAGUCUGAUAUACAUCGUUUUGGAAAUUCGUACUACGGCUGUAACUUUUAG
Molecule: messenger RNA, 810 nt
Organism: Marasmius oreades (fairy-ring Marasmius)
Lineage: Eukaryota; Fungi; Basidiomycota; Agaricomycetes; Agaricales; Marasmiaceae
Exons: 4
Coding region: 1-810 (269 amino acids)
Source: RefSeq, a predicted model, not a curated record